Messenger RNA from Pyrenophora tritici-repentis Pt-1C-BFP, 1563 nucleotides. RefSeq names its product CypX, Cytochrome P450. Gene Ontology annotation, molecular function: iron ion binding; monooxygenase activity; heme binding. NCBI's taxonomy places the organism in Eukaryota, Fungi, Ascomycota, Dothideomycetes, Pleosporales, Pleosporaceae. The record is from RefSeq and is a predicted model, not a curated record.
AUGGCAAGCGAGAGUUACCAGCAGACCGGAAGCUUCGCAGCACUAUUGUCGCAAGCUAUCACACACCCAAUAUUAGCAUGCUUCCUCCUCACCUCACUCCUCACAUUCACCUACGCCUUCUACAACGCCCACCUCCACCCUCUACGGAAAUACCCCGGUCCGCUCCUCUGGCGCAGCUUCCGCAUCCCCUACGUCAUCGCCACCCAACGCGGCAUCAUCCACCAACGCUUCACGUCCUUUCACGCAAAAUAUGGACCCAUAGUGCGCGUAGCCCCCAACGAGCUCUCAUAUGCCGACAGCCGCGCACUAAAAGACAUUUACGCCAAUCGGCCUGGCCACCUGCUGUUUGAGCGUAACCCCACGUCCUUCAAGAAGAUGGAGGCCGAUGAGCCCAACUCGAUACUGUAUUGGCACGAGAGCGACCACGCUCGGUAUAGACGUGCUUUUGCCAAUUCCUUUUCUGAAAAGGCGCUGCGGGAGCAGGCACCCGUGAUUGAAGGCUAUGUCGACUUGUUUAUAGAGCAGCUUAAGAAACGCAAGAAGGUGGAUCUGACUCAAUGGCUCAACUACCUCUUAUUUGACCUGUCGGGCGACCUCACGUACGGCGAGUCAUGGCGGUGUCUGGAGAAGGGUGAAGCACAUCCAUGGGUGGAAAUCUCGUCGGACUUUGGAAAAGGCCUGGCGCUCAUCGCCUCGGUAAAUGCUUAUCCCCCAGUACACAAGUUACUCCGGUUUAUCAUCCCCAAACGCAUUGUACAGCGUAGUAUGGAUCACCGCCAGAUGAGUCACGAACAAGCCCAGAGACGCAUCGCCCGCGACGACGACCGCCCGGAUUGGGUUACGCCGGCGAAGAAGUACAGCGAGCUGAAGGACCAUUUUACGGAUAAGGAGUGGUGGCUUAAUCUACUGGUGCUUGCGUUUGCAGGUAGUGAGACUACGGCUAGUGCGUUGACUGCUAUACUGCGAUUGCUCGUUCAGCACAAGGGUGUUUUGCAUCGUUUGGCGGCUGAGAUACGGGAUACAUUUGAACAGGAAACAGAUAUUACUAUUUCGUCUACGGGUAAUUUGCCGUAUUUGAAUGCUGUUAUAGAUGAGGGGUUGCGGCUUGGUCCACCGGUUGUGAUUGGGGUUCCGCGGGUGGUGCCAAAGGGUGGGGAUACAAUAUGUGAUCGAUGGGUUCCUGAAGGGACCUACGUAACAUUCAACCAAUUCUCCGCCUACCGCCAAUCCUACAAUUUCCCUAACCCAAACUCGUUUAUCCCAGAGCGCUUCCUCUCCUCUCCCCCCUCCAAACCCUCCACCGACCCCUCCCAGCCAUCAGUCCCUCCCGCUGACCUCGCCAUCUUCUACCCCUUCCAACUCGGCCGCCACUCCUGCAUCGGCCAAAAACUCGCUUAUCAAGAGAUGCGCCUCGUCCUCGCCCGUCUACUGUGGAGUUUUGAUAUCCGAUUGGAAGAUGAGAGUGAUUGCUGGGACUGGGGGGAGCAGGAGACGUAUUUUUUUUGGGAUAAGAAGGCGUUGAGCGUUGUUCUUGAUGAGGCUAGGACUGGGGGGGAUAAGUAG